Molecule: messenger RNA, 1507 nt
Organism: Balaenoptera ricei (Rice's whale)
Lineage: Eukaryota; Metazoa; Chordata; Mammalia; Artiodactyla; Balaenopteridae
Gene: SHISA8
Product: shisa family member 8
Exons: 4
Coding region: 1-1200 (399 amino acids)
Biological process (GO): regulation of short-term neuronal synaptic plasticity; regulation of AMPA receptor activity
Cellular component (GO): dendritic spine membrane; postsynaptic density; postsynaptic membrane
Source: RefSeq, a predicted model, not a curated record
AUGGAGCGGGCCUGGGCGCGGGGGCUGCGCGGAGGCCGCGGCCCGCCGGCGCUCGGGCUCGCGCUCGGGCUGGCUCUGCUGCUGGCGCGGCCGCCGUCGGGCGGCGCGGGGGGCCCCGAGGCGCAGGAGCCGGCGGCGCCCGGCACGGCGGCCCCGGCCGGGGGCGACCGCUGCCGCGGCUACUACGACGUGAUGGGGCAGUGGGACCCGCCCUUCAACUGCAGCUCGGGCGCCUACAACUUCUGCUGCGGCACGUGCGGCUACCGCUUCUGCUGCCACGACGGGCCGCGGCGCCUUGACCAGAGCCGCUGCUCCAACUACGACACGCCAGCCUGGGUUCAGACUGGCCGGCCUCCCGCGCGUGCCCGCGACGCCACGGUGCCCCGGGACCCGGGCCGCGAACGCAGCCACACGGCCGUCUACGCGGUGUGCGGCGUCGCCGCCCUGUUCGUGCUGGCCGGCAUCGGGGCGCGUCUGGGCCUGGAGAGGGCGCACAGCCCGCGCGCGCGGCGCACCGUGACCAGGACACUGACAGAACUUCUGAAGCAGGCUGACCCCCAGGAGCCACUGCCUCCACCUCUGGACCCACCUCUGGGUAGCUGUGUCCAGGUGCAGAUGGGCGAUGGCCUCCCCCAGGGCUCCCUCCACAACAGCACAGACAAGAAACGCCCCAUCAACGUGCCCCUGGCUUCGGCGACAGCGGGCCCCCCGCGCGCCCCGCGGCUGCAGGGCGGCGGCAGCCUGACGAGGCAGCCGGACUACGCCAAGUACGCCACGCUCAAGGCAGCCGCGCUCAAGGCCGCAGAGGCCUCCCCGCGGGACUUCUACCAGCGUUUUCCCGCGACUGAAGCUGCCCCGCCGACCCUCCCGGCGCGAGCCCGGAGGCCCCCCGAGGACUUGCCUGCACUGCUCGACGCCUGCCCCUGGGCCCCGCCGGGCUACGCGCCCCCCGCCGGCCCCACCCCAUCGGGCCACUACAAGGCCUGGACGGCCGGCCGCCCGGCCCAGCCCGCCCCCCGCGGCCACCUGGCGUCUCAUGCCUCCUCAGCGCCCCGGAGGCCCGGCGACGCACCUCGGCGCCAGUUCAGCGUGGAGAAGCUGCCCGAGGCCUUCAGCCCGCAGCCCCCUGGCGUUUAUGGCCGCGCCAGCCGCGGACCCCGGCACCUGAGCACCAACAGCAAAGCCGAGGUCACCGUGUGAAAAAGGGGCCGCUGGUUCUGAGGCAUUGCAUCGCCAGGAGCCCUCUUCUGCCUGGGGGACUCGCCAUGGGCUUGAUCGGGGGCCCAGGCUACCGGAAGGAAGGGUGCUGGCCGUGAAGGCCAGCCCUUCUGCCUGCCCACUGGACUGGGAGCCUCGGAGCCUGCAGGGCCAAGAGGCCCACUUGGGUAAAGCCAGUGGUUCUGUCCUGGGGGCCUUAGGGCCCGGGUUCCUUGUGUAAAUAAACCCUUUUCUGUGACUCCCAUCCCUGAGAAUAAAGGAGCCCCAGCUUGGCUCUGCGAGGCGCUGA